AUGGCCACACAAUCAGCCGCCCCCCCGGCCAACGAUGCCGCUUCUUACCUUGACCUUGCUAUCACACUAUCCCUUGACAGCUGGCCCGCACUCACACUCGCCGUCCAAUCCAAUUGGGGUGGACCGACUUCCGCAGACAAGCGCGCCUGGCUCUGUGGUGCAAUCUCUGAGAUGUUAACUGAGCGACCCGAGACCGAUGCCGAAGACCUCGAGGAUGUUUUGAUUCAGGUCAUGAACGACGAAUUCGACGUGGUGAUUGACGAUGAGAGCGCGGGCAAUGUGGCUGAUCAGAUUAUGGAGCUGAAGGAGCAGACUGUUCGCGGAGAAUUCGGCGCCAUUAAGGAGAUGUGGGAGAUGUGGCAGGCGAAGAGUGCGCAAAAGUCUGCGACGACGAACAUGUUUAAGCAGGUUGAGUCGAAGGAUGAGGAUCAAGAGACGGAUGAUGAUACUGAUGAGGAUGAGGGAGAUGUGGAAAUGGGAGAUGCGCCAGUGCGAGCGCCUAGGGAGAGGGCCGAGCCUGAGAUUGACGAUGACGGUUUUACGAAAGUUGUUGGAAAACAGAGACGGUAG
This is a messenger RNA of Penicillium angulare, 570 nucleotides long. Its product is annotated as pre-rRNA-processing TSR2 family protein. Lineage: Eukaryota; Fungi; Ascomycota; Eurotiomycetes; Eurotiales; Aspergillaceae. Gene Ontology annotation, cellular component: nucleus. The coding region runs from base 1 to 570 and encodes 189 amino acids. The transcript has a single exon. The record is from RefSeq and is a predicted model, not a curated record. Gene Ontology annotation, biological process: maturation of SSU-rRNA from tricistronic rRNA transcript (SSU-rRNA, 5.8S rRNA, LSU-rRNA).